AUGGCUUCUCUUCAGCUCGAUUCUACCCUAGCAGUCCUCUGCCUCGCCUUCGUAGCCUCUUGCAUCUUCCUCGUUGCUAGAAGCCGCAAGGAUGGCGCACGCGGGUCACCGCCACCUUCGCCUCCGGCGCUGCCCGUCAUCGGCAACCUGCACCAGCUCGGCCGGGGCCGCCACCACCGGAGGCUGCAAGCCCUCGCGCGGAGCUACGGCCCGCUCUUCCUCCUCCGCCUCGGCUCCGUGCCCGCCGUCGUGGUCUCCUCCCCGUCCCUGGCCGAGGCCGUGCUCAAAACCCAGGACCACGCCUUCUGCAGCCGGCCGCAGCCGCGCACGGCCCGCGGCACGCUCUACGGCUGCCGUGACAUGGCCUUCAGCCCCUACGGCGAGCGGUGGCGCCAGCUCCGCCGCAUCGCCGUGCUGCACCUCCUCAGCGCGAAGCAGGUCGACUCCUUCCGCUCCCUCCGGCAGCAGGAGGUCAUGGGAUUCGUGGAACGGAUCCGCGCCGGCGCACGGGAGGGAGCAGUCAACGUGACCGAGCUCGUCAUCAGCCUCACCAACACCGUCAUCUCCAAGGCGGCGUUCGGGAACAGGCUCGGCGGCGUCGACCCAGGGGUGGUCCGCCACAUGAUGAAGGAGCUCACCGAGCUGCUCGGGACCAUCGCCGUUAGCGACGUGUUCCCGCGGCUCCGGUGGGUGGACUGGGCGACGGGGCUCGACGCGAGGAUCAGUCGGACGGCGGCUGAGCUCGACAGGGUCAUCGAGAAGACGCUCGCGGAGCACGAGGGGAGCCGAGGAAACGACGGUGAGGAGGUGCAUGACCUCCUGGACGGCUUGCUCUCGAUCUUCAAGGAUGGCGAUCAGGGGUUUAGGCUGGACCGGACUGAUGUCAAGGCGCUCAUCUUGGACAUGUUCAUAGGAGGCACGGACACGAUCUAUAAGGCGAUAGAAUGGACGAUGGCCGAGCUUGUUAAGAACCCAAGAGAAAUGGAAAAGGUGCAAGCAGAGGUGAGACAAGUUGCUGCCGGUACGCAGGGAGGAGUCCUUGAGGAGGAGCUGGAGACAAUGAGCCUCCUCCACGCUGCCAUGAAAGAGGCACUACGGCUACAUCCGCCCAUACCCCUCUUCCCGCACGAGUCGAUUCAGAACACCCGGCUGCACGGCUACGAUAUCCCAGCCAAGACCCGGAUCAUGAUCAACGCAUGGGCGAUCGGAAGGGACAGCGAGUCAUGGGAGGACGCCGAUGAGUUCCGGUCAGAGAGGUUCAUGGACAGGGCCAUGGACUACAGUGGCAAGGACCCCCGGUUCAUACCGUUCGGCGCGGGGAGGAGGGGAUGCCCCGGUAUCGCCUUUGGGAUGCGGCUGGCGGAGCUCACACUAGCUAACAUGAUGUACCAUUUCGAUUGGAUGUUGCCUGAGGGCCAGGACCCGGAGUCAUUUGAGGUCGUUGAGUCCAACGGCUUCGCACCUGCUCUUCAGUACCCUUUGAUCCUUGUCGCAAAACCUUUGUAAGCAUGCAUCGUGUCGACGAUGAAUGUA
Messenger RNA from Triticum aestivum (bread wheat), 1533 nucleotides. RefSeq names its product cytochrome P450 71A1. The coding region runs from base 1 to 1506 and encodes 501 amino acids. Lineage: Eukaryota; Viridiplantae; Streptophyta; Magnoliopsida; Poales; Poaceae. The transcript has 2 exons. The record is from RefSeq and is a predicted model, not a curated record. Gene Ontology annotation, molecular function: oxidoreductase activity, acting on paired donors, with incorporation or reduction of molecular oxygen; heme binding; monooxygenase activity.